Messenger RNA from Hypanus sabinus (Atlantic stingray), 8539 nucleotides. Its product is annotated as patched domain-containing protein 3-like. The coding region runs from base 185 to 2851 and encodes 888 amino acids. The record is from RefSeq and is a predicted model, not a curated record. NCBI's taxonomy places the organism in Eukaryota, Metazoa, Chordata, Chondrichthyes, Myliobatiformes, Dasyatidae. Gene Ontology annotation, cellular component: membrane. The transcript has 4 exons.
CUCCAAACCGGUUGACGGGAAGUCUGUUUUCGAAUACGCCUCAUUGCAGUCACCGAUGGCGUUAUUUUAAUAGCCAUGCGAAUGAAUACACAUGCGCAGUGAUCUCCAGAUUGUUGCUUCUUCCUGAUUUUGAACGCGACAUUUUGAAGAGAUAAAGGUUUUGCUGUUCUGUUGAACUUUCAUCAUGACCUGUUCUAAGACAGACUGUGUUGAGAAAGUUUUCAGCACAGCUUUUCAGAAGCUCGGGAAGAUUGUUGGCACACAUCCCUGGUGGUUCUUCACAAUUCCUCUACUUAUUUCUGCGGGACUGGGUGCAGGUUUUUAUUUUUUACCGGUACUUGAGGCCAAUGAUUUGGAAGAGCAAUUUACACCUAUCGGAGGGCCAGCAAAGUCCGAGAGAGAUUUUAUUAAGCAACAUUUUCCAACCAAUGAUUCUGAAUCCUUCUCUGCACAGAGGCUGUACACAGAGGGGACGUUUGCUUCCUUUAUUGCUGUAUCGAAAGGUAAAAACAUUCUUAACAUAGAUGCGUUUAAAGAGAUCAUAUCACUUGAUGAAAAGGUGAAGCAGUUUAGUAUCUCUGAUAAUGACCAUACCAUGAGAAACUAUUCUUCUCUUUGUGCAUUGAGAUCAGGCUCUUGCUUUUCAAAUGCUAUUUUAAACUACAGUCCGGGGAGCACCCAGUUUACUUAUCCAACAAUGAAGAGAAUUUUUAUUGGUUCAACAAUUGGAGGUGUAAAAUUAAAACCAAAAAGCAGUAUCAUAGAAACAGCAAAAGCAAUUAAAAUUGACUAUUAUUUACAAGAAGAUAGAGAAGAAAUGAAAGAGAGAAGUUUGCUGUGGUUGCAAAAUUUCCUUUUUGCUUUUCCUAAGGAACUGAUGAACCUGACGGAAAUUGAGGUGUCUUAUUUCACAUCAAUAUCAAGGCAAGAAGAAUUUGAGGAAAAUGCUGAAAAAAUUGUUCCUUUGUUCUCGGUCACUUAUUUUCUUUCAAUCUUUUUUUCCAUCACAUCUUGCAUGAGGUUUGACUGUGUGAGGACUAAAAUCUGGGUGGCUGCUCUGGGAGUUGUGUCAGCUGGAUUUGCGGUACUAUCAGGAUUUGGAUUGUUGCUGUUUUGUGGGAUGAAAUUUGCCAUCAAUACGGCCAAUGCACCAUUCCUCAUUCUAGGUAUCGGUGUGGACGACAUGUUUGUUAUGCUUUCAAGCUGGCAAAAGACAAAAGUUAAAGAUAAAGUUGAAAAACGUUUGGCAGACACGUAUGCUGAUGCAGCUGUUUCCAUCACAAUCACCACAUUAACUGAUGUUUUAGCCUUUUAUAUUGGCAUCAUGACACCUUUUCGAUCUGUGCAAUCAUUUUGUGUUUACACUGGUACAACAGUUCUGUUCUGUUUUAUUUAUAACAUUACAUUUUUUGGAGCUGUUCUUGCACUGAACGGGAGAAGAGAAGCCAGUAACAGGCACUGGCUGACAUUCAGAAAGGUUGACAAGACUCCUAAACCAGGAGGAUCUACACUGACCACCAUGUGUUGUGUAGGUGGGGCUUAUGAUCCGAAAACAGGUACCGAAUCAGAGCAUCCAAUCUACUACUUCAUGAAGGAAUAUUACGGUCCAUUCCUCACCAACGGAUGGACCAAGGCAGCUGUGGUUUUCCUAUAUUUAGGAUAUUUAGCUGCCAGUAUUUAUGGCUGUUUGCAGAUCAAGGAAGGAAUUGAUCUCAGAAAUCUGGCCGUUGAUGAUUCAUACGUGAUUCCGUUCUAUGAUGCACAAAGAGAUUUUUUCUCAGAGUAUGGACCACGAGUCAUGGUCACUGUCACUGAAUCUGUAGAGUAUUGGAAUCCCACUGUGCGGAGUGAUAUUGAAACCUGUAUGAAGAGAUUUGAAAACCUCUCAUAUGUAGAUCGUAAACUGUCAGAGUCCUGGCUUCAUGUCUACGUUAAAGCAAGUAAUGGUAUAGAUAUAAACAAGCAAAGUACAUUCAUGACAAACUUAGCAACAUUCCUUCAGUAUGCCCCUGCAUUCAAACAAGAUAUUGACAUUUCAGAAAAUGAACUGAGCAUUAGUGCUUCACGUUUUUUCAUUCAAACCAUGAAUGUCAAUAGCUCAGUUGCUGAAAAAAACGUACUGACUGAAUUAAGAAAUCUGGCAAAGAAAUGUAGAAUUCCCUUGCUGGUAUAUCACUCUGCAUUUAUCUAUUUUGAUCAAUAUCUUGUUAUAGUAUCCAACACAACACAGAAUGUAGUUGUGGCUGCUCUUGCUAUGCUUCUCAUUGCUUUAUUGUUAAUACCUAAUCCAGUCUGUUCUCUGUGGGUCACACUUGCAACGGCAUCGGUUUUGGUGGGUGUAACUGGGUUCAUGGCUUUUUGGGGUGUCAAUUUAGAUUCCAUAUCGAUGAUUAAUCUGGUCAUCUGCAUUGGCUUUUCAGUGGAUUUUUCAGCUCACAUUUCCUAUGCAUUUGUUUCAAGUGGCAAAAGCAGUUACAAUGAACGAGCUAUCGAUGCAUUGUAUGCUCUUGGGUAUCCCAUUAUCCAGGGAGCAGUUUCAACCAUUCUGGGUGUGGUUGUGCUGGCUGCUGCAGGAAGUUACAUCUUCAGGACAUUUUUUAAAAUCAUGCUUCUUGUCAUAUCUUAUGGGGCAGUUCAUGGUCUUGUAUUCCUGCCCGUGUUUCUAACUUUCUGUGGAAAUUAUGCAAAGACAGACAAGGACAUAAGUGCAUUCCUAGCAAAGCCAAAUAAACAGACAAUCAAUCUGCAUCCAAAUCCAAAAGAAAACAUUCCCAAAAUAGAAGGCAACUCUUCAGGAACAUUUCAUUUAGUCAGUGAAAGUAUGGAGCCCAGUGAAAUAACACUUCUAUAAAUACAUUGCAUGGACUGUCCAUGAUGGUGUAUUUUAAUUUAUUUUUUAGUUUUGUUCAUUACUUGAACAGAUUUAGGUUUUUUUUGUUUCUCUGCUUGAAGAAGUGAAGGAAAACAGACUAUUUUCAUUUAUUAGUCCAACAGUGGAUUCCGGUUAAAUGGGCCAUCAGUUAAUCAGGGAGCAGCUGCUUAUUUGGGACAACUCUUAAAGAACAAAAAGAAAUUGAGAAAAUAACCAGGAUUUGUUUUGUUUAUUUGGGAUACUAUGCAGCUUGAUUGAGGCAGGAGAUUGUUCCUGAACAUUUUCUAACUAGCGUCAGUUGCGUGCUCAUUUUAUGGCUAAUAGACAUCACACCCUGCUUAGAGUGAAGCUUUUAAAUAGCAUCAGUUUCUUGUUUGUGUUCAAAAGGCAGUAAUUUUUGUCACUGGUAGUUGUCAAGUAAUAAAGGGUAGGACUGGUUUGCCCACUGGUUUCAAGCAUUCAGGCUUGAAGAUAGCAGAAAUGGCUGGGCGUGAAAAUGAAGCAAAUUCACUACUUCAAGUUAGGAACAACAAAGAAUAUAAAGACAUAAACAAUCAUCUUGAAUGUUACAAUGAAAUAUAAUAUUUGCAGGAUGCAAUUGUUGAGUGUACUGUCUGCACUAGGUAUUUGUUUGAUUUUGUUCAUUAGAUUUGUUUUUAUAAGACUGUUUAAUGUCUUUUUCACAGUUAAUGGAUAAAUAUGAUAUCUCUAAUACACAUUUUUUCAGGUAUUUACAGGUUAAGUAUUUUUUACGUGAUUUUUUACCAAAUUACCCCUUGGCCUGCUCUUUAAAUUUGGCUUAUGUUAUUUUUCAGUUUAAACCUUUUCAAAAAUGAUUAAUAGCUAUCAUUUAUAAACAGUUAAUGAAUGCUCAUAUGUCACCUAAUGAUAGGGUUCAACGCACCUGGGAAGUAGAACUUCAACAUUCACUCUUAGAUAACCAAUGGAGUAAAAUUUAUUAUUUAGUCAAUAAUUCAUCUAUCUGCACACACCAUAUUUUAAUUCAGUUUAAGAUAGUACACGGGGCCCAUAUGUCCAAAGAUAAAUUGGCGCAUAUUUUUCCUAAUAUAAGCCCUAUUUGUGAUAGAUUUAAUGCAAAAGUGGCUACUCUAACCCAUAUGUUUUGGUCAUGUGUAAGUUUAAAUAAUUUUUGGAGGGAUGUGUUUGGAAUAUUAUCUAAAGUUAUAGAUAUGGAUGUUCAACCUAACCCACUUACAGCAAUUUUUGGGAUCUUUCCAGAGGAAGCAAGCAAAGUGUCUGCUUCCGCCCAACAUGUGAUGGCUUUUUCAACUUUACUGGCUAGGAGAGCUAUUUUGUUACACUGGAAAGAAUCUAACCUACCUACUGUUUUCUAUUGGCUCUCUUCCAUUAUGUCAUGUCUAAGUUUGGAGAAAAUUAGAAACCAGACAUUUGAUACAUCCAUUGAUUUUGAACGUCUGGUGACCCUUUAUUCAAUAUUUUCACAUGAUUUAAUUUAUCUUUAUUUAUUUAUUUUUCUUUAUUCUCUUUGGGGAAAAUCCUUAUCCCUGAAGGUUCAGAGAUGACUGGAAGGAUGUAUUUUUUUUCUCUCUUUUAAAAUUUUAUCCACAAUUAGUCUGCCUAAUCUUUCUUUUUCAUUCCUUUCUCUUUUUUUUUGUUUCAGUUUAGUGAGUGGGUUUUUUUCUUUAUCAAUAAAAUUUCCAGUUUUUUUAUGAUUGCUAUGAGGAAUUAUAGUGUAUUUUUGACCAUUGUGUAUAUAUAACAGCAUAAUAUAUUACCUAUUUGAUUUUGACAUUAUAUACUUUCUGUUUUUACUAAUGCUGUUUAUAUGUCUUUUAUAUUAUCCACUUGUAAAACUCCUCUUUCGAUUUAUAUAUUCUUUAUUUGAAAAUCAUUAAAAAAGAUUGAAAAAUGAUUUUGUUCAUUUACAGUCAACCUAAAGAGCAUGUCAGUGUACAAUGAAUUAAUUAUUCCAUCGAUAACUAUUAGAAACUAAUACAGAAUUUUAUAGUGCUGGUUUAUGUUUGUUUUAAUAUUUUGUUUUAUAUGCUAAUUUUAUAGCAUUGAUAGUGUUCUCAUUUGUUCUGUAUUUCAUUUAAGUACAUAAUUUGUUACUCAGUUAAAUAGGAGUUUGUCUUUUUAUAUCCUUUUAACUACUGUAUUGGUCUAAUUGGGGGAGCUGCUUAAUUAGACUAUUCCCAAUUAAUGUCCCAAUUAAUUGAAAUGCACUGUACUUCUUUUCAGUUGAGAAGUAGGGCAUGCACAGUGAUAAGAGCUGGUGUUCAGCCAGAGAAAUGGAAAAUGUCCAGGAUCAAGUAGUUACAGACUGAAAAGCUCACUUGCAUAGUGCCACAUCAAAGGCUGGUGCAUAAAUUAUACUUUCGAGUUACUGGAAAAAGUGUGUUGGCAUGAAUUAAAAAUAGGCUGUUACAUGUUAAGCAAAGAGAAUCAGAAGCAGGUUUAAUAUCACUAGUAUAUUAAAUUUGUGAAUUACAGUAAAUAUAAAUGUGCAAAUAUAUAUAUAUAUUAGUCAAAUAGGUAAAAGUAGUGAGGUCCUGCUGAAUGGUCUCAGCCUGAAAUGUCAACUUCUCUUUUCCAGAGGUGCUGCCUGGCCGACUGAGUUCCUCCAGCAUUUUGUGUGUUACUGAGGAAGUGUUCAUGAGUUCAAUGUCCAUUCAGAUUAAAUGUGUGCCUUCAUGCUCUUAUGUACCUCCUCCUUGAUGGCAAUGAAAAGAGGCCAUGUCCUGGGUGAUCGGGAUUCAUAAUGAUGGAUACCUCCUUUUUGAGGCAUCGAUACUUGAAGAUGUCCUGGAUGCUACAGAGACCACUGCCCAUGCUGCCCAGAGACUUGACUGAGUUCAUAAAUUGCUGCAGCUGCUUUAUCCCAUGCAAUAGCCACUCCCCCUCCCCCACCAGACAUUGAUACCGCUAGUUACAAUGCUCUCCAUGGUACAUCUGUAGUAAUCUACAAGUGUCUGUGACAUACCAAAUCACCUCAAAAACCUAAUGGAAUAUAGCUACUAUUGUACCACCUUUUAUCUGCAUUUGAUAUGUUGGGCCCAGGAUGUUAGCACCCAAAGACGUAGAACAGUACGGCAAAAGGAAGAGGCCCUUCAGCCCAUUAUGUUGUGUUAAGGAGAUUAUCUCUCACUGCUUUCUGUAGUCAGAAGUUCCCACCUGCUUCAAAAGGGCAACUAUCAUACCAGUGUCCAGGAAGAGCAGGAUGAGUUGCCUCAACAACUACCACCCAGUGGCACUCAAGUUUACUGUGAUGAAGUUCUUUGAGAGGUUCGUCAUGGCUAGAAUCAACUCCUGCCUAAGCAAGAAACUGGACCUACUGCAAAUUGUCUAUCACAGAAUAGGUCUAAAGCAGAUGCAAUCUCACAGGUUCUCCGCUUGGCCUUGGGUCACCUGGACAAUAGUAACACCUAUGUCAGGCUGCUAUUUGACUACAGCUCAGUGUUCAACACCAUCAUGCCCUCAAUUCUACUCAACAAGCUCCAAAAUCAGCCUCUGCAACAAGAUCCUUGACUUCUCACAGGGAGACUACAGUCUAUGUGAAUCUGGAAUAACAUAUCCUUCUCGCUAACCAUCUGAUGCAUCAUAAUGCAUGCUUAGCCCACUGCUCUACUCUCCCUACACCCAUGAUUGUGUAGCUAAGUACAGUUCAAAUGCCAUCUAUAAAUUUGCUGAUGACACUAUUGUUGGCAGAUAUUCAGAUGGUGAUGAGGUGGUGUACAGGAGCGAGGUAGAUGAGUGGUUGAGUGGUAUUGAAGCAAUAACAUUGCACUCAGUGUCAGUAGGACCAAAGAUCUGAUGGUGGACUCUUAGGAAGGUAAAGUCAAGGGAAUACACAUCAGUCCUCAUCAAGGGAUCUAAAUUUGAAAGGGUGAGCAGUUGCAAGUUCCUGGGUGUCAACAUUUAUGAAGAUCUAUCCUGAUGGAAUGGAUAUUGAUAGAACUACAAAGAGAGCAUGGCAGUGUCUAUAUUUCAUAAUGAGUUUGGGGAGAUUUGGUAUGUCACCCAAGACAUUCACAAAUUCCUACAGAUAUAUUGUGGAAGCAUUCUAACUGAUUGCACCACCACACCGACCUUUCUACCCACAUAAAUGGUUCCCUUUUUUCUAUAUUGGACUGGUAUCCUUCUAUGGUUUCUCUACUUGUCUAAGUGUCUCUUAAAUUUAAGUACUGUAUCUGCUUCCACCACAUCCUCAAGGAGUUCCAGUUAUCAACCAUAAGUUGUUGGCAAGACUACAUUUGGAAUAUUGUGUACACCUAACAAAGGGAAGAUGUCAUUAAGCUGGAAAGGGGUCAUGGUUCAUGAAGAGGUUUCUGGAACUGGAGGGCUCAGUUAUAUGGAUAGACUAGGACCCUUCUUCUUGGAGUACAGGAGUUGAGGAAUUACAUUACAGAGAUGUGAAAUCAUGAAGGGAGUAGAUGAUGAUGGUCAUAUUCUUUUUUCCCCACAGUAGGGAAAGUUAAAACCAAAGGAGAGGACAGUAAUUUAAGGUGAGGUGGGUAAGAUUAUAAGGAAACCUGCAAAAAAACUUUGCACGCAGCGGGUUGAAGGAGCUACCAGAGGAAGCUGCCAAGGUGGGUAUAACUAUUGAUCGAUGCUAGAAAACGUUUAGAGCAGGGUUCCCAAUCUAGUGUCCAUAGGUCCCUUCCUUAACGUCCAUGGCAUAAAAAAAAGAUGGAAGCCCCUGGUUUAAAGGGUUAUGAACCAAACAUAGAUGGGAGUAACCUGGGUUGACAUCUUGGUCAGCAUGAGUUGUGUUGAAGAGACUGUUUCCAUACUGUAUAUUUCUAUGAAUAUUUGUAAAUUUGCUGAUGAUAGGACAAUUAAAAAAAGCAUGUUGUGUCAAAGAUGUGGUCAUUCUAUUGUAAUUGACAUUCUGAUUAUAUCCCAUUGAAAUGAUAUAGGUUAAAAACAAUAGGUAAAUGUUCCUGUUAGUUCCCCCAGCUGAAUUUAAAUCUGCUGAGUUCUUCCAGCGUGUUGUACGUGUUGCUUUGACCCCAGCAUCUGCAGUGUACUUAGUGUUUAAUGUUCCUGUUACUAGCACAUUGUUACAGAAACCUGAUGCAUAGUUCAUGACAUCUGCUUUAUCCCUUAAUCUUCCAGUUAGUUGUAUAUUCAUGGAGCCAUCCUUCAACACUGUAACAAAACAGGUAUAUUUUGGGUGCCUGGAGUUUGUGCUAAGGUUUUUGGAAUGGACACCAGUAUUAAAUAUUCAAAUUGGGAUCUGCUAGUUAAGUAGGUGAUUAUAGUAAAUGAAACUGUACUUAAUUGUUAAUUAUCUUUGUUACCUUUGUGCUGUUGACUUUGAGUGAGAUUUGUCUGGAUUGUCCCUCCUGGAGAUUUGCUGUGUGAAUACAGAGUUUUAUAUUUGCAGGUACAACUUCUGAGUGGCUCAGUUUUAGUUACAAAAUCAUAAAUAAUGAGGGUCUCAGUAUGGAUCCCUACAGUACUUUCACCACUCACUAUUGGAAUUGGCUUUACCCUAAUAGUGUUCUUUCUUCUAUAAUGUUGUAUAAUUUAAAGUAUUUUCUUGUGAAUAUUGUGACAUAUGCUAUGAAUUGUAAUGUGCUAAGUUUAUCAUUGCACCUGUGCAUACAUGUAUAUGGAAAUAAACUGAAUUUUAACUUUGGCCAGAGUUCCAAUCAGAAAACUAUCCUUUCAUCAUCAUCU